This is a messenger RNA of Equus quagga, 5120 nucleotides long. RefSeq names its product ADAM metallopeptidase with thrombospondin type 1 motif 13 (gene ADAMTS13). Bases 24 to 4856 code for a protein of 1610 amino acids. NCBI's taxonomy places the organism in Eukaryota, Metazoa, Chordata, Mammalia, Perissodactyla, Equidae. Gene Ontology annotation, molecular function: metalloendopeptidase activity. Gene Ontology annotation, biological process: proteolysis; extracellular matrix organization. The transcript is spliced from 32 exons. The record is from RefSeq and is a predicted model, not a curated record. Gene Ontology annotation, cellular component: extracellular matrix.
ACAGCUCUCUGGCUUCCCUGAGGAUGAGCGAACUUCAGCUCUGGGGAAGAUGCGUGCAGGGAAUCCUCACUUCUGCCUUCCUUCUCCUGGGCUGCUGGGGACUCUCUGAUUUCCAGCAGCAAUUUCUCCAGGCUUUGAAACCAGAGGAAGUGACUUCUUACUUUGGUCCUGACACUACUGUAAAAGUGCCCCGAUUUGAUGUGGCCCCACUCACCUGUGUCUGCGAGGAUGGGCUCAGGGGUCCACGCUGCAGGGACCCUCGCUGCUCCCUGCGCGCCCUGGGACAGCUCUUUACCUUCUCCUUCGGGCCCGAGCUGGGCAUCCUCGCUGCCUCCUUCAUCAGCGAGCGCAUGGUGAACGCCUCCUUCCAGCUGCUGAGGGGGCCACCCCACCACUGCUUCACGGGAGGCCGCGCCCUGCUGCCCCCCGGCACAGUGGCCAGGGCCACCUACUGCUCGGGUCACUUGGAGGGCGACAUCCUGGUGGGUGCAGACAGGCUUUACGUCCAGCCGGUGAGGAGGCAGCACCGGCAGCUGGUGCCUCACUGGGGCGGUGCCCAGCCCCACCUGAUCCACAGGCUCGCCCCUAUGGCCCCCAUGGUCCCAGGGGUCAUCCAAGGCCGUCCUCCUUCCCCUCGCCUCCAGAGACGGGCUGCUGGGAGCAUCCUGCACCUGGAGCUGCUGGUGGCCGUGGGCCCCGACGUCUACCAGGCUCACCAGGAUGACACGGAGCGCUACGUGCUCACCAACCUCAACAUGGGGUCAGAACUGCUGAGGGACCCAUCCCUGGGGGCUCAGUUCCGAGUGCACCUGGUGAAGAUGGUCAUCCUGACGCGGCCCGAGGAUGCUCCAGAUAUCACAGCCAACAUCACCUCGUCACUGCGGAGCGUCUGUGAGUGGAGCAGGACGGUCAACCCCCAGGACGACACGGAUCCCAGGCAUGCCGACCUGGUUCUCUACAUCACCAGGUUUGACCUGGAGUUGCCUGAUGGCAACCGGCAGGUGCGGGGGGUCACCCAGCUGGGGGGUGCCUGCUCCUCCUCUUGGAGCUGCCUCAUCACUGAGGAUACCGGCUUCGACCUGGGGGUCACCAUCGCCCAUGAGAUUGGGCACAGCUUCGGCCUGGAGCACGACGGCGCGCCCGGCAGCGACUGCGGGCCCAGCGGCCACGUGAUGGCGGCCGACGGCGCCGCACCCGCCCGCGGGGGCCUCGCGUGGUCCGCCUGCAGUCGCAGGCAGCUGCUGCAUCUGCUCAGCGCAGGACGGGCCCGCUGCGUGUGGGACCCACCGGGGCUGCAGCCCCGGUCCUCGGGGCACCCUCCCGAGGGGCACCCCGGCCUCUACUACGGCGCUGACGAACAGUGCCGCGUCACCUUCGGCCCCACAGCGGUCGCCUGCACCUUCACCAGGGAGCACCUCGACAUGUGCCAGGCUCUCUCCUGCCACACAGACCCCCUGGACCAAAGCAGCUGCAGCCGCCUCCUCAUUCCUCUCCUGGAUGGGACAGAGUGUGGCGUGGACAAGUGGUGCUCCAAGGGUCACUGCCGCUCGCUCGCGGAGCUGAGUCCUGUGGGGGCCGUGCACGGGCACUGGUCUGGCUGGGGUCUCCCCAGCCCUUGCUCCCGCUCCUGUGGAGGAGGUGUAGUCACCAGGAGGCGACAGUGUAACAACCCCAGACCUGCCUUUGGUGGGCGUGCCUGCGUCGGUGCUGACCUCCAGGCGGAGAUGUGCAACACUCAGGCCUGCAAGAAGACCCAGCUGGAGUUCAUGUCAGAGCAGUGCGCUGAGACCAACGGGAAGCCGCUGUCCCUCUCCCCGGGCGGCACGUCCUUCUACCGCUGGGACGCCGCUGCACGGUACAGCCAAGGGGAUGCUCUGUGCAGACACAUGUGCCGGGCUGUUGGCGAGAGCUUCAUUGUGAGGCGUGGGGACAGUUUCCUGGAUGGGACCCGAUGUGUGCCAAGCGGCUGGCAGGAGGACGGGACCCUGAGCCUGUGUGUGUCGGGCCACUGCAGGACGUUCGGCUGUGAUGGCAGGAUGGACUCCCAGCAGGUGCGAGACGUGUGCCAGGUGUGUGGAGGGGACAACAGCACGUGCAGCCGACAGAGUGGCUCCUUCACGGCCGGGAGAGCCAGAGAGUACGUCACCUUCCUGACAGUUACCCCCAACCUGACCAGUAUAUACGUCGCCAAUCAGAGGCCUCUCUUCACGCACUUGGCAGUGAGGAUCCGAGGGCGCUACGUCGUGGCCGGGAAUUCGAGCAUCUCUCCCAGCACCACCUACCCCUCCCUCCUGGAGGACAGCCGUGUCGAGUACAAAGUGACCCUCACUGAGGACCGGCUGCCCCGCCGGGAGGAGAUCCGCAUCCGGGGACCCACCCAGGAAGACAUGGAGAUCCAGGUUUACAGGCGCUACGGUGAGGAGUAUGGCGAACUCACCCGCCCAGACAUCACCUUCUCCUACUUCCAGCCUAAGCAGCGGCAGGCCUGGGCAUGGGCCGCCGUGCGGGGGGCCUGCUCGGUGAGCUGUGGGGCAGGGCUGCGCUGGGUGACCUACGGCUGUCUGGACCAGGCCAGGAACGAGUGGGUGGAGCCUGCCCACUGCGGAGGGAGCCGGCAGCCAGCGGCAUGGCAGGAAUCCUGUGCCCCCAAGCCCUGCCCCCCGUACUGGGCAGCUGGAGACUUUGGCCCCUGCAGCGCCUCCUGUGGGGGAGGUCUGCGGGAGCGGGCAGUGCGCUGCGUGGAGGCCCAGGGCGGCCUCCUGAGGACAUUGCCCCUGGCCCAGUGCAGAGCGCUAGCCCUGCAGCCAGAGCUGGUGGAAACCUGUAACUCCCAGCCCUGCCCUCCCAGGUGGGAGGAGUCCAACGCGUGCUCAUCGUCCUGUGGAGCAGAACGGGCUGCACAGAACAUGACAUGCGUGCCGGGGGCAGAUGGCCUGGAGGUGCCAGCGACUGCUGGGCCCUGCUCCCCGGAUGAGAAGCUACCUACCCUCAAGCCCUGUGUGGCCAUGGCCUGUCCUCCCACCUGGGGCCAUCUGGACCCUCAGGCUCCAGGAGAGGAGGCUGCAUCCCCAUCAGGCAGUGCCAGGCUGGAGGCUCACAUUGCACACGUGUGGAUGCCCCUGGCGGGAACUUGCUCCGUCUCCUGUGGUCGAGGCCUGAGGGAGCUGCAUUUUGUGUGCAUGGACAGUGCCAUCAGGACACCCGUCCGGGAAGAGCUUUGUGACCUGGCAAGCAAGCCUGGGAGCCGGCAGGAGGUGUGCCAGGCUGUCCCAUGCCCGGCUCGGUGGGAGACCCGAGCCUUGGCACCGUGCCCAGUGACCUGUGGAGGGGGGCAGGUGCUGCUGGCUGUUCGCUGUGUGAGGCCGGACCGUGGCCACUUAGUCCCCCUGCCUCAUUCCAAGUGCUGGCCAGUGCCCCGGCCCAGCCCCUUCAAGGACUGCAGCCCGGAGCCCUGCCCUGCCAGGUGGCGGUACAAGCUGGCGGCCUGCAGCGUGAGCUGUGGGGGAGGGGUUGUGCGGAGGAUCCCGUAUUGUGCCCGGGCCCAGGGGGAGGACAAGGAUGAGGAGAUCCUGCCAGACGCCCAGUGCCAGGGGCUGCCUCGCCCUGAGCAGCAGGAGGCCUGCAGCCCGGAGCCCUGCCCACCCAGGUGGAAAGUCAUGUCCCUGGGCCCAUGCUCAGCUAGCUGUGGUCUUGGCACUGCCACACGCUCCGUGGCCUGUGUGCAGCGGGACCAAGGCCGGGACGUGGAGGUGGAUGGGGCAGCCUGUGCAGCUCUGGUGCAGCCACAGGCCAGCAUCCCCUGUGUCACUGCCGACUGCUCCUACCGGUGGCAUGUCAGCCCCUGGAUGCAGUGCUCCGUCUCCUGUGGGGAUGGCAUACAGCGCCGGCACGACGCCUGCCUUGGACCCCAGGCCCAGGUGCCCGUGCCAGCUGACUUCUGCCAGCACUUGCCCAAGCCAGCGACGGUGCGGGGCUGCUGGGCCGGGCCCUGUGAAAGGCAGGGGACGCCCAGCCCGGUGCCCCACGAGGAAGCCACUGCUCCAGGCCAGACCACGCCUGCCACUGCGGAUGCUUCCCCAGAGCAGCCCCAGCGCCAGACGCCCCUCUCCUCCCCAGGUUCCUGGCUCCCACCCAGGCCCCAGGAAAGCCCGGUGGAGUCCAGUGCCUGUGGCCGGCAGCACCUUGAGCCAACAGGAACCAUUGACAUGCGAGGCCCAGGGCGGGUGGACUGUGCAGUGGCCAUUGGGCGGCCCCUGGGUGAGGUGGUGACCCUCCAAGUCCUCGAGAGUUCCCUCAACUGCAGCACCGGGGAGAUGCUGCUGCUCUGGGGGCGGCUCACAUGGAGGAAGAUGUGCAGGAAGCUGUCCGGCAUGACCUUCAGCUCCAAAGCCAACACGCUCGUGGUGAGGCAGAGGCGCGUGCGGCCGGGAGGUGGCGUGGUACUGCGGUAUUCCAGCCGGCCUGCCCCAGAAACCUUCCACAGAGAUUGUGACACGCAGCUCUUUGGACCCUGGGGUGAAAUCGUGAGCCCGUUGAUGAGUCCAGAUGGGAGGAAUGUGGGGGGCUGCCGUGUCUUCAUCGACGUGGCUCCACGGGCCCGGAUCGCAAUCCAUGCCCUAGUCACCAACAGGGCCACCGGAACCGAGGGAACCGAUGCCAGCUACAUCUUGAUCCGGGACAUCCACAGCCUGAGGACGACGACAUUCCGUGGGCAGCAGGCGCUCUACUGGGAGUCAGAGGGCAGCCGGGCUGAGAUGGAGUUUAGCCAGGGCUUCCUGGAGGCACAGGCCAACCUGCGGGGCCAGUACUGGACCCUCCGAUCUAGAGCCCAGGAGCGCGGCAGGACCCUGCCCUAGCUUCCUCUCCAAGCACAUCCCUCAGUUGACCCGUGGGUGCAGUGGGAUGCCUCUUCCCCGUCCGGGAAGGGAAAGGAAGAACUCGACAUUUAUAAGCACCUGUUGGGGGCUUGGCCAGCCCUGGAGGGUUGUCUCUGAGUGCUUUCCAAUUUGAAUUCCCUCCAAUCUUGAGUAUCUCUUUUAGGGUCUCCUCCGAUGGGCAAAAGACUGGGUGGUGGAAGGGGGCAGUCUCUGGAAAGGCAGCCCCCAGCCCCUCGGGUACCA